AAAAUCCCUAGAUUGUACCCUUUCAGAAAGUCAAGGAUCUUCUCCGCAAAUUUGUGGCUUACAACCAGUUUCCAAAAUUAUGCAUCGAUACAAAUUGUGGCGGGUAGUUCCCGCUUUUCUUAUGUGAACGCAAGCUUGCCAAUAACUGAACAUCUUAUUUGUAACAUAUUAUACGCAAGAGAAAAGAAUUCUCAAAAAACUUGAAUACGGCCAUUGUUGCGGUCACAGACAUAGAUGACUCCAUUCCUUGAAAUAGUCAUUCCAGUUGGACGGUCAAACUGACCCGGUCCAUUUCCUUGUGUGUCAAAUGAUGUCAUAAAGUGUCCCUCUGUAGUGAAGACUGAGAUAUUGUUAGCAGAGUCACUAACAUAGACUAUGUUGUU
Molecule: messenger RNA, 383 nt
Organism: Geodia barretti
Lineage: Eukaryota; Metazoa; Porifera; Demospongiae; Tetractinellida; Geodiidae
Source: the annotation of a GenBank genome assembly